This is a messenger RNA of Lasiosphaeria miniovina, 2071 nucleotides long. RefSeq lists its product as uncharacterized. Bases 213 to 1907 code for a protein of 564 amino acids. Lineage: Eukaryota; Fungi; Ascomycota; Sordariomycetes; Sordariales; Lasiosphaeriaceae. The record is from RefSeq and is a predicted model, not a curated record. The transcript has 3 exons.
GCCCAAUUAACGUGCAGAUGUCAAUCGCCCCCAAAAGCGGUGCUGACUGUGUUACCGCAUUUCCAAGCUAAUUAUUCGACCUCGCGACCCCAAAUACGACGAUCACCAAGAAGUGCAGCAGGAGUGAUGCUCAAUGACGAGACUGCACAGCUGAACCCGAGCAAAAGCGAUUGGCUAAUGUACGGGACAUGUACGUAUAACUUGCCUUGUUCAUGUUCGAGGAAAAUUCCUCGCCCCCCCUCUCCCCCCCGGCGCAAGCAAUUAGAAUCUGCUUCUCUCAACAUGUAAAAUCCACUCCUCUCAAGAUGCAGUUACUCGGCGACUCUCAUUACUUGACAACCUUCAUCCUGGUGGGCACCGCCCUUUUAGCACCCAGAGCUAGCACCGCAUUCGACUUCCUCCAGACACACGACGGCUACCGCGUCGAUUCCAUCACCGAAGACCAAUUCCUCGCGGCCCCCUUCUCCCAACUCUGCCACUCGAGAAGCUGCUUCAAAGAUUGCCUCGACCACGCGCGCCUCUUCCAAGCCGUGCCCGACUACGUCAAUGCCACGGUCCAAGACUAUGGACAGCCCGAGAACGGGACGGGCGGCAACGUCAGCGUGACGCUCUUCGGGGUCUGCACCAAUUUCCUCAGCGCGCACAGGCUGGUAGACGCGGGAGGCGCGGAGCUGGACCCGAUCCGGCCCUUCUUCACAAUUGAGAAACACGUCCUUGGGGUGACCGACCCUUUCAGACAGGUUGCGUUGGGCGUCGCGGCUUGCGUCUCGGACACAUGUGGCCAGACUCGCAACCCAUCCCAGUGCAGGGCGGCGUGCGGGCUGAGGAGCCUGCUGAAGAACGACGUCCGAGCCAUUGAAUGGGAGGGGGCCAUGUUGGAUUGCACGAGAAGGCUGUGCAAAUCCGCUCAGGUCCUGCCGUAUGCGAAUCAGGAUGUUCUCGGCAUCGGCGUUCUAAUAUCCUACUAUAUCCAAGGAAUCCUGCUUCUGGUUGCUGCCGCCGGAGUGCUUGUUUCAUUGGCAUGCCGGCUUUGGCUUGGCCAGGGCGGCAUCAACUCCGCGGUGGUGCAGAAGCUCAAGAGCCCCAUGGCCACCUUCCUAACGGCGGAGACAUAUUUUAGCAUUUCUACCGCAAUCGCCGCCUUCAUCCUGAGUCCGCGAGCAAUCGAUCCCCUCAACGGCUACGCGCUCAUGGUAGUCGCCAUUGUGGGGUGCCUGUGCCCCGUGUUCACGCUGCUGCUCCUUCACUGCCUCAACGCCGCACGAGUGACUAGGUUCGGCACUGCCUUGACGCUCACCAGCUGGCUCUCGAACACGGUCGUCUUCUUCAUGUUGCUGCCGAACCUCUCGACGUUUGGCGAUAACGUUGCCGAAGACGCACUGAAGCAGCUAUUCUCCGUCCCGACCUGCGGCGAUUCCUCCGCCAUGUCCCUGUGUCAGCAGCUGACCGGAGAUAACCCCCUGCAGAGUCUCACCGGGUUCUUCGAGAGGAGUUCGUGGACGAACAUCCGCACCAUCCCGGUAGUUUGGGCCCUCACGACAGUCAUCCUACUAGCGAUGGUAGCUGAUGGAGCGCGGCACGUUGACGUCGACCGUCUUCUGCAUGGGAAGCAAAAACCCAGGCCGAAGGAGGAACAGACGAACUACAGCAGGCUUGACGAGACUCGACAACAAGAGAGCGACAGCAGCAGCCAAGAAGAACACAGUCCUCGAACCGGGAGACUCAUUGUUGCUGUUGUCUUCAUCAUGCUCUGCUCGGUUGGUCUCGGCUACAGUUUCCACAUGGUGACGAGAUUCCGUGACGUCAACGCUAUCGACACGCACGGCUGGUCCUUUGGCCAGGUGGUUGCUGCCGUGUUCUGGGUUCCCGUAUUCUUGGACGUGGCACAUUCCAUGAUCAGUGGCUGAAGUCUCUCGCAUAUCCCGCCGGCAUGACUCUAUUAGGGAUGAGGCGGGCAGGGCCGCUCGAUGAAGCUUACCUUGUGUUGGUGGGAUAAGAACUAGGAGCGUAUGUGACAGUGUAGAGAGACAAAGGGGGUAUGUUCUUACAGGAGGAAAUAAAGCGUAAUGAG